UACGGCGAACUUUGCCAGGAACUAGAGGCAGCUACUUUGUGUUUGUUGAAUGCGUCAUCAUCACUCAUAAAUGAAAAUAAAGACUACGUAGAUGUCGAGGAUAAUGCGCCAUCAUUAUCUCAGUCUACGCCACAGACUACAGCAGCAGAAAAACGUGACCAUAGUGAAUCAAAACAACAAGUCACUAAACACGUUCAAUCAACAGCGGAAAUAUUGAGUCGACUUGAGCAGAUAGAGACAGCCAUAUCUUCUCUACAAGACGCCAAUGACAAGUCUACAGAUGACAUAUCAGAAAUAAAACAAUGGAGAGACAACUUUGUAACAGAACAGAGUGACAUGGGGGUAAACAUUGAACAACUGACUAAAAAUCAAAAGCAGAAUGUUAAAAAUCUCAGAAAACAAAUCAGUGAAAAAGAAAACAAAGUAAAGAAGCUGAACAAAGAAAUUGAAUGCUUAAAAGAAAAAGAAACCAAGUCAAACAACACACUAGAGAAACUGUGUCUAGAUAUGAAAAAAUAUGAAAACAACUUACACAAAAUAAAUAAAGAUAUGCAAUAUCACACAGAUAAGACUGAUAGUAUAACAGAAGAAAUUAAAAGACUUUCUAAUCAGAUUGCUGCCUUACAAGAAGAGAGUUCUAAAAACAUGCUGAAUACAUCAGCUCAAUUAGAAAAGCACAGUGUGAUAUACAAACUCCUACAACAAAGAUUGAUGCCCAUUGACAAACUGAUUCAAAUCUUUAACCAGAACUUGGAAACUAGGGAAGAAAGAAAAACGAGGGUGGAAAAUAUUGAAGAUGCCAUUUCAAAAUUGUCCAAAGAUUUGAAUCUAAUCGAGUCACGUGUAUGUAACAGAUAUGCUUGUCAGGUACAGCUUGCUGGUCGCACACCUAUUUUUGUGGACUACUUCUAG
Messenger RNA from Physella acuta, 912 nucleotides. Its product is annotated as putative leucine-rich repeat-containing protein DDB_G0290503. Lineage: Eukaryota; Metazoa; Mollusca; Gastropoda; Physidae. The record is from RefSeq and is a predicted model, not a curated record.